Messenger RNA from Stegodyphus dumicola, 2890 nucleotides. RefSeq lists its product as uncharacterized. Lineage: Eukaryota; Metazoa; Arthropoda; Arachnida; Araneae; Eresidae. The record is from RefSeq and is a predicted model, not a curated record.
AUGUGCAGACUGAAGCACAUCCAAAAUGUUUCUCAGCAUGAUAACGCAGAUGUAUAUAGGGAAUCUGAUAAUGAAUUCUUCGUGAAUUCCAUAAAUGUUCAAAGAACUAAAAGGACAACUGUGACUUUUAAGUUGGACACAGGGUCUGAAGUGAAUGUUUUGCCUGUGAAAACUUACGAAACACUGAGUGCUAAGAACUCUAAUCUUAUUUUAAACAAGUGUAAUGUUGUAUUAGAAGCAUUUGGGGGGUCCAAGGUUAAACCUGAUGGGUCAUUAAUGUUACAAUGUUCCUCAGAUGGUGUGGAUCAUACUCUAGAGUUUUUAAUUGUUUCUAGCAAGCAUAUACGUCCAUUAUUAGGAAUCGAUGCAUGUGUUAAACUUAAUUUAAUUCAGUUUAUAAAUAAGGUUGGAAUAUCAAUUAAAGAUCUUAACAAAGCUAUAAAAAGAGAACAUGUGUUGAUUCCAACAAUUGAGGAGAUUUUACCAAAGCUAUGUAAUAAAUCAAUUUACUCUGUUUUAGACUUAAAGGAUGGGUUUUUUCAAAUAGCGUUAGAUGGAAAUAGUAGUGAUCUUUGUACUUUUAGCACACCAUUUGGAUGCUAUAAAUUCUUAAGGCUUCCAAUGGGCAUUUCCUGUGCACCUGAAAUUUUUCAGAAACGCAAUCUUGAAAACUUUGGUGAUAUACCAGGAGUAUUGGUCUAUUUUGAUGACAUCCUCAUUGCUGCUAGCACUAUACAAGAACAUGAUAAAAUUUUAACAGAGGUCAUCAACAGAGCUAAAAAACUCAAUAUUAAAUUCAACAAGCAAAAACUUCAAUAUAGGGUUAGUGAGGUUAAAUAUUUAGGUCAUUUAUUUAAUGCGUCAGGCAUGCGACCUGAUCCUGAUCGAAUUAAAGCCAUUACUGAGUUACAGGAACCUCAGAAUAAGCAUGAAUUACAGCGUGUUUUGGGAAUGUGUAAUUAUUUGAGGAAAUUUGUACCACAUUUUUCAGAGAAAACAGCCAUAUUAAGGGAACUUUUGAAAAACAAAGUAGAAUGGCAGUGGUUACAGCUACAUUCUAAAGCAUUCAGGGAAUUAAAAAAAUUAAUUUCCAAUGCACCUGUGUUAGGAAUAUUUGAUAGCAGUAAACCUAUAACUAUACAGGCAGAUAGUUCUAAAGAUGGGUUAGGCUGCUGUUUAUUGCAGAAUGGGCAACCAAUUGCUUUUUCGUCUCGGAGUUUAAAUAAUAGAGAUUUACUGUCACGUUCCUUUAUUGAUACAGACACAAAUGAAAACAUGGAUAUGACAGAGAUUGUUCAUACACUAACAAAACAACUGCAAAUGUCUGAGAUACUAUUUUGGCCAGGAAUCAACAGUGACAUUGAGAAUAUGAUUUCUAAAUGCCUAAUUUGUGAUAGGUUCAGGCCUCAAACAGUAAAAGAACCUCUUGUUUCUCAUGAAAUUCCCAGUUUACCUUAUGAAAAGGUUGGUGCUGAUAUCUGUGAGUAUGCGGGGAAAAGUUAUCUAGUAAUAGGCUGUUACUUAACUAAAUGGGUAGACAUAAUUCCUCUAAAAAAUAAAAGUGCAGUGGAAGUUACUAGUAAAUUGAAAUCGAUAUUUGCAACACAUGGAAUACCCAAAACUUUAAUUUGUGAUAACGUACCAUUUAAUAGUUGGAAAAUGAAGAGUUUUGCAAGGGAUUGGGGAUUUGAAAUAAUCACUAGCAGUCCUCGAUAUCCUAAAUCUAAUGGAUUUGCAGAAAGGUUGGUAGGUAUAGCUAAGAGUUUAUUUAGAAAAGCAGGAUUAGAGAAAUUAAAUGAGGCUUUACUGGAAUAUAGAAAUACUCCAAUUUCAGGUAUAAAUUUAUCACCAAGUCAAAUGCUAUUAAGUAGGAAUUUAAGAACACGAUUACCAAUUACGCAAACAGAAUUGAAACCAACUGUAAAAGAUCAAUAUAGAGAAAAGGUGAGGAGUAAGCAGAAACAGGCUAAAAUCUAUUAUGAUAAGCAUGCAAGGGAAAGACCUGAAUUUAUUCCUGGGGAAAAGGUAAUGUUGAGAUGGGAAAAUAAAUGGGAGCCUGCUAUAGUUUUAAAAAAGCAUUCAACUCCUAGAUCAUAUUGGAUUAGAACAAAAGAUAAUAGGGUAAUUAGACGGAAUAAAUUCCAUUUAAGAAAAACUAAAAAUCAGAAUUUAGUGACAUUAGACUAUUAUGAUCUAUGUAAUGAAAAUGAGGAAAAUAUAAGUAGUGAACAUCCAAAAAUACAUAAUGAUCCUCACCAUCAAAAUAAUAGCAAUAAUAUUAAUCGUGAUUGUGUAUAUAAAACAAGAAGUGGUCGUAAUGUAUAUCGACCAUCCAAAUAUGAUAAUUAUGUAAUGCAUUGAUUCCUAUGAGUUUCCCAAAAGAGGGGAGAUGUUACAUAUAUGUGGCAACACACUAGUUGCUGGUCAAACUGAAGUGAAAUAAUAGUCAGUGAAUGUUAGUGUGGAAUAAACAAUGUGCUAUGUGAACGUGUUGCAAUGACUUAAUUAUAGAUCAAUAAAAUUUAAUACGAUUAAAACAGACCCAAUGUUUUGGUCACCACGUAGGGAUCGCCGGCGCUUCUGAGCAGGAUACGGGAGAAACUUGUUUAGGACUACUCCAUCUUACUUCCUACCUCUAUGGCUGAAGUUAAUUGUUCCCUCCAACCAUAAAUAAACCUCACAUACUUCACAACCAUAAAUAAACCUCACAUACUUCAAGAAAUUCAAUUUUGAUGACUUAAACCAUCUGCCUUUCCGGAUACUUCUUCAGAGUUGCCAACUCUCCCGAUUUAGGCGGGAGACUCCCGAUUUUCAACCGCUCUCCCGCCAACCCGAUUUACAAUAUAUUUCUCCCGACUUUUUCUUAUUCUUAAAAUUUCUCACGAUUUUU